GCACUAUUUCAGCGCCUCACUGAAACCCUCACAGAGCGUGAUGUUACCCUGGUUCUGGACACACUCCAAAAACUGUUUGAUCUCACAGAAGCAAGGCUGCCGCUGCUGUGCCAGCUGGGUUCCCUGAGGCUCUUGGCUGGAGUGCAGCGGCUCGAUCUGGGCACACCACAACCUCCACCUCCCGGGUUCAAGCAAUUCUCCUGCCACAGCCUCCUGAGUAGCUGGGAUUACAGGUGGGUGCCACCAUGCCUGGCUAUUUUUUUUUUUUUUUGUAUUUUUAGUAGAGACGGAGUUUCACCAUGUUGGUCAGGCUGGUCUCAAACUCCUGACUUCGUGAUUUGCCCACCUCGGCCUCCCAAAGUGCGGGAUUACAGGCAUGAGUCACCAUGCCCGGCCGGUCUCUCCCUUUUGUAAGAGCUUUUAGAAUUGUCAAUAGAUGGUGAAUUGUAUCAUAAUUUCUGCAUCUAUUGAAGUGCACCAUUGAGUUGAUGGAGUUCUUCCCUGCUUGCCCAUAUGGUGAACAACACUGACUUUCUUUUCUUUUUUUUUUUGAGAUGGAGUUUCACUCUUGUUACCCAGGCUGGAGUGCAAUGACACGAUCUCGGCUCACCAAAACCUCUGCCUCCUGGAUUUGAGCAAUUCUGCCUCAGCCUCCUGAGUAGCUGGGAUUACAGGUGUGUGCCACCAUGCCCAGCUAAUUUUUUGUAUUUUUAGUAGAGACAGGGUUUCACCAUGUUGACCAGGAUGGUCUCAAUCUCUUGACCUCGUGAUCCACCCACCUCGGCCUCCCAAAGUGCUGGGAUUACAGGUUUGAGCCACCGCGCCCGGCCCAACACUUACUUUCUGAUGUUGAACAAUCCCUGAAAUAAACUCUGCUUGGUUUCCAUCAGUUUUCUUUUUGUUUCCCUUUAGAUUUUGUAAUUUAUUUUGGAUUUUUGCAUCCAAGUCCAUAAUUGUAACUAGACAAAUACAGGCAGAUUUUAAAAGGACAAGUUGGGAGGCUGAGGUGGAAGGUUCACAAGAGCCUGAGAUUGAGGCUUCAGCGAGCCUUGAUUUCGCCACUGCACUCCAACCUGGGUGACAGAGCAAAGACCCUGUCUCUAAAAAAUAACAAAAGGUUGAGUUUACCUACAGUCUCACCAAACAGUGAAAGAGCUUAUCUUCCUCUUGAAGCAGGAGGGACUGUAAGAAAGACCUCUCAAACACAGAACUGGGAAGGAAGGGGUGAUUUAUUCCGUUGGGAGCAAGGUGGUAUAGUCACCUAAUAGCCAAGCUUGUCUAACGAAGGAAAUCUCUGCCUUUAUAUAGGCUCACAACUCUAGAUAUUCAUGUGACACAGGGUGUUGGGUUUACAGUUUUAGAAAGCACAUGUGAGGGGGUCUGAUGGAUGAAGUAAGCGUAGGGGUUUGAGCAAGAUUGAAUGGGAACAAUAGAGGGCGUUUCUCCAUAUAGCCCCCACCCUUAAGAUCGCCUGAGGACCUUAAAGGGGGGUUUAAUCUUUAACCUCCAGAUCGCUGACCUCAUGCCUGCUAUGUCUCAACUUUUACUUCCUCCUUUGAGACAAGAGACAGGAAGAGGGGUUUCUUUCCUCACUCUUGUUUCCUUUACAGAUCUUGCUCAUGUAUUUUUAUAAUUUUAGUUACCUUAACAUAAAUGCCAAAUCAAUUUCUACUUUUUCACUAGACAUCAUCAUAGCUCUAGGCACAGGCAAGCCGCAUCAUGAUUUUUUUUUUUUGAGACGGAGUUUCACCUGUUGUUACCCAGGCUGGAGUGCAAUGGCAGGAUCUCGGCUCACCGCAACCUCCGCCUCCUGGGUUCAGGCAAUUCUCCUGCCUCAGCCUCCUGAGUAGCUGGGACUACAGGCAUGUACCACUGUGCCCAGCUAAUUUUUGUAUUUUUAGUAAAGACGGGGUUUCACCUUGUUGACCAGGAUGGUCUCGAUCUGACCUUGUGAUCCACACGCCUCGGCCUCCCAAAGUGCUGGGAUUACAGGCGUGAGCCACCGCGCCGGCCCCCAAACGCAUUUCAACCAUUACAAUUGUGUCCUUUUUUGUGGUUACUGUAACCACUUCAGUGAACCAUUUAAUGGCAUAAUGUGUUUAAAUUAUUUUUUUUCCUUCCUGGGAUAGUUCCCAGGAGAGGGAUAACUGGAUUAAAAGAUAUAAACAUAUUUAUAGAUUCUGGUAUUUAUAAGUCUUUUUCACAAGAGAUCGAUCAGUUUGCAAUGUGGGGGAAGCAAACUUGCCUGCAUUCAGUAUUAGUUUUUUUUUUUUUGAGACAGAGUCUUGCUGAGAUGGUGCAGUGGCACCAUCUCAACCCACUGCAACCUCUGCCUCCCGGGUUCAAGCGAUUCUCCGGUCUCAGCCUCUUGAGUAGCUGGGACUACAGGUGCGCGCCACCAUGCCCAACUAAUUUUUGUAUUUUUAGUAGAGAUGGGGUUUCACCAUGUUGGUUAGGAUGGUCUCGAUCUCUUGACAUUGUGUUCCACCUGCCUAGGCCUCCCAAAGUGCUGGGAUUACAGGCGUGAGCCACUGCGUCCAGCCCCAGUAUUAGUAUUUUAUUAACCUUUCAUUGAUCCAAUUGCGGCUCUUUGACACAAUUUUCGACUAAGUGUGAUCCGGCCGGUGUGAGCAGGGGCAGGUAUGGGGCUGCGCUCGGGCUCCCCCUGCCGUCCAUUGUGACGUAGCCCUUUUGGCGCCCCCUGCCGCCCAUUGUGACGCCUGCCAGCAGGCUGGGUUCCUCAGACGGCUGGCAUUUAGGCACGGUCUCCACAGCCAUGGCCGAGAGUCAGGAGCUGCUGCUGCAGCUGCAGAAGGAUAACCGAGAUGGUCGCCUGCGGAAGCAGGAGCUAGAGAAGCUGAUGCGCGGGCUCGAGGCCGAGAGCGAGAGCCUCAACCGGCACCUGCAGGACCUGAGCGAGUGCGAGCGCAGCCUGCUGCGCAAGCGAAGCCAGGCAGCGCAGGCUCUGCCAGGGAAGGCGCGAGAGGCUGCGCGGGAGCGCGCAGAGCGGGUGCGCAGAAGGCUGGAGGAGGCGCAGCGCCACAAGGAGGACUUGGAGCAGCGCAACCGGCAGUUGCAGGAGCAGUGGGAGGAGCUGUCGAGUCAGCUCUUCUACUACGGAGGGGAACAGCAAGGCCAGAAGCGCACGGAGCAGCAAAUCGCAGCCCAGUUGGUGACUCUGCAGAAUCAACUGGGGCUGGCGGAGACCAAGUACGCCUUGCAGGAGGAGAAGCUGCAGCAGGGCGCGCUGCAGACAGCGGAGGCCUGGGCCGUAUUCCAGGAGCAGACCAUAGUCUUGCAGGAGGUGCAGGUGAAGGUGAUGGAGGCGGCGGCGGAGCUUGACGCCUGGCAGAGUGGCCAUGAACCGUAUGGGAGUUGGGCCUGUGGGUGCAGCGGGGCGCUGUGGGGCGGGCUGGGCUCCCACUUGCAUGCCUGUCCCCGCAGGUGUGGCGGGCAGCUUUGCAGAGUGCAGUAUAGCACCGAGUCGCUCAUGGAGGAGGUGGCCCGGGCGGACCAAGUGAGCGCCUGUGCGGGCCCGGGCGGGGCGGGCUGGAGCAGGACAACCCUCUCCGUCCAUCUUUGGGACCGCCUUCCGCUCCCCCUGGAAACCUGCCCCCCUCUCCCCGCAGGAGAUGCGGCUGUUCGGCGGCCCACGCGCACAGGCCAUCAGGCGGUGCGUGCUGGGAGCGCUGAAGGUGCUUCUGACGCUGCCACUUUUCUUCCUGGGGCUGUCGCUGCUUUACAAGGCGCUGUUGGACCCCAGCGCCGUCUCCGCGUGGCUCCAAAGCCUAACUUCGGAGACCACACUACGACGGCUGCGCUACACGCUGUCCCCACUGCUGGAGCUGCGCGCGAACGGACUGCUGCCCACCUAAGGGCAGCGCCCCAGCCGCUCGCGUCUGUCUCCGGGCGGACUCUGGGACACCUGGCUUUAUUUCUAGUACGCCCCUCUCCUAAGAGUGUAGACCAAGGUGGCCUGAUAAACUCCUCAAAGGGAUGAGGCUUGUAGAUAUGUCAUCUUCUUCCAUGGCAUGUAGGAUCUUUUUUUUUUUUUUUAGCCUCCAAAGAUUCCUUCCUUUCUUACAGCUCAUGGAUUUAAGAUUCCCCCUCCCCAGUAUUGUAAACAGCAUUUUUUUUUUUGUUUUUCAGGAUAAUUUGCCAUAUUGCCAGAAACUUGUACACGGCAUUUGACACUUUUUCUUUGCCAAUUUGACAAGCUGCCUCUUUCAAGUAUUGUGAUUUGAAAUUAUUUCUACCAUUUUAUAACACAUUGAUCCUUAUUUUUCAGUGAUCUUCUUUCCUUCUGUUUAUUUGGGAAGCCACUCUGUAUUCUGGUAUUCUUACUCUGUGAACUCAGCUGAUCACUGUCAUCUUCCCCAAAACACCACCUUAAAGCAUUUUAUUUUUAUUAUUUGAGACGGAGUCUCGCUCUGUCGCCCAGGCUGGAGUGCAAUGACGUGCUCUCAGCUCACCGCAACCUCCGCCUCCUGGGUUCAACAAUUCUCCUGCCUCAGCCUCCCAAGUAGCUAGGAUUACAGGUGUGUACCACCAUGGCAGGCUAAUCUUUGUAUUUUUAAGUAGAGACCAGGUUUCACCAUGUUGGUCAGGCUGGUCUCAAACCCCUUACCUUGUGAUCCACCCGCCUUGGCCUCCCAAAGUGCUGGGAUUAUAGGCGUGAGCCACCGCGCCCAGCCCCUUAAAGCAUUUUAAUGCUGGUCUUUCCCUCUGAUCACAUGUGCUUUUUUCUCUUUUUUUUUUGAGAUGGAGUCUAGCUCUGUUGUCCAGGCUGGAGUGCAACAGCACAAUCUUGGAUCACUGCAACCUCUGCUUCCUGGGUUCAAGCAAUUCUCCUGCCUCAGCCUCCUGAAUAGCUGGGAUUACAGCCACUUGCCAUCAUACCUGGCUCAUUUUUUUAUUUUUGGUAGAGAUGGGGUUUCAUCAUGUUGGCCAGGCUGGUCUCAAACUCCUGACCUUGGCAUCCCAAAGUGCUGGGAUUACAGGGGUGAGCAGUCGUGCCCAGCCUUGUUUUUUUUUUUUUUUUAGAUGAAGUUUCAUUCUUGUUGCCCAGGCCAGAGUGCAAUGGUGUGAUGUCAGCUCACCACAACCCAGGUUCAAGUGAUUGUCCUGCUUCAGCCUCCUGAGUAGCUGGGAUUAUAGGCCUGCACCAACACACCUGGCUAAUUUUGUAUUUUUAAUAGAGACAGGGUUUAUCCAUGUUGGUCAGGCUGGUCUCAAGCUCCUGGCCUCAGGUGAUCCACUAGCUUCAGCUUCCCAAAGUGCUAGGAUUACAGGUGUGAGUCAUGGUGCCUGGCCUUUUUUUUUUUUUUUUAAAUAAGAGAUGGGAUCUCACUAUAUUGCCCAGCCUGGUGUCAAACUCUUGGACUCAAGUGAUCCUCCUGCUUUGGCCUCCCAAAGUGCUGGGAUUACAGCUGUUUGUGUCUAUUUUUGUGCUAUUUUUGUCUAGUAUUUUAGUUUCACUGAUUUUUACAUUUUUUCAGGUAUCUUACUGUUAUUUAUAACUUCCACUGUGGCCAGAGAACACCCUCUGCACGAUUUUAAUUCUAUCUCAUUUACUGAGAUAGAGACUUUUUUUGUGGCCCAGCACAUAGUUUGUAACGAACAUUGAGAAGAAAGUGUAUUGUUGCUGUUGACAGUGUUUAAUAAAUACCCAGCAGGUCCGGGUGGGUAACAGG
Callithrix jacchus (white-tufted-ear marmoset) is the source of this 5693-nucleotide messenger RNA. It is a transcript of the gene TMEM191C, whose product is annotated as transmembrane protein 191C. NCBI's taxonomy places the organism in Eukaryota, Metazoa, Chordata, Mammalia, Primates, Cebidae. The record is from RefSeq and is a predicted model, not a curated record.